AUGAAUAUCUGUUUCUUCUUCCUGAAGAUGAUGAUGUUUAUAUUUAAUGGAGUGAUCUUUCUAGGGGGCCUGGCUUUGCUGGGCAUUGGUAUCUGGGUGAAGGUAGAUGGUGAUUCCUUUGUGAAGAUCCUUGGCGUUGCUGCACCACAGUUGAUGCUUCUGCUCCACGUGGGUUAUUUGUGCAUGGCAGUUGGCACCUUCCUUUUCAUCAUGGGCUUUUUGGGAUGUUGGGGAGCUAUGAAAGAAAGCAGAUGUCUUUUGCUAGUGUUCUUUGCAGUUAUACUAGUAAUCUUCAUAGCAGAAGUAGUGGGUGCUGUUGUGGUGCUGAUUUUCUCCACUGUGACAGAUAUAUUUGUUCAAUAUUUGAAAAACUGGGCCAUGAAGACUUUAAAAGAAGACUAUGGGAGGCAAGAAGACCUCACAGCCAUUUGGGACACUACAAUGAAGCAGCUGAACUGCUGUGGAUUCAACAACUAUGCCGAUUUCAACACUUCCUACUUCUAUCACACUCAUGAGAAAUAUCCUUCUCUUUGCUGCCUGUCCAGCAGAGAAUGCCAGCAAUUUGAAAUAGACUACACAAAGCAGGGCUGCUUAUUUGAAUUUGACAUGUUUCUGAACCACAAUGGGAAGAUUGUCGGAGGAGUAGCUGUAGCAGUUGGGAUGGUUGAGCUGGCUGCCAUGGUCGUCUCCUUGAUCCUCUAUCAUCAUAUUGGUACAAAGGUCUGA
Python bivittatus (Burmese python) is the source of this 726-nucleotide messenger RNA. It is a transcript of the gene TSPAN16, whose product is annotated as tetraspanin 16. NCBI's taxonomy places the organism in Eukaryota, Metazoa, Chordata, Lepidosauria, Squamata, Pythonidae. Gene Ontology annotation, cellular component: plasma membrane. The record is from RefSeq and is a predicted model, not a curated record.